CAGUUCAUCUUGGAUAAAAAUCAGCUGAUUGUGUCCGAGUGUUUCGUCUUUUGUGUUCAGGAAUUUUUCCUCAAUUUUCACAAUAAAAUGGUCCUAUUUAUGCUCAAAUAGUUAAUUUUUCACCUUACAAGUCACACAGUUCCACAGUUAAUCCCAAAAGUGUUGGAAUUUUAGCCAAAAAUUCAGUUUAUUCCGUGCAGAUAUUGCAAAUAGAGUAUGUUGUCACCAACUAUCAACAAUAUGAGCACAAAUACGGAUCCAGGUGACACAGAAACGGUCCCAAUUGCUGGGAAUCGGCGUCUGUGGCGCAAUUUUGGGGGAAUCUUCUCAACAAGGGGCGAUGGAGAUGCAGCUGGAGCCGAUGGAUAUGUUGAAUUUGGGAUCAGUGACCCAGAAAGAUCACAGGGACGUACCCUGGGUACUUUUGCUGGUGUCUUCAGUCCCGUAGCUCUCUCAAUGUUCAGUGCUCUCAUCUUCAUUCGAGUCGGUUUCAUCGUGGGAAAUGCUGGACUUUUCGUUACCCUGCUUCAGUUUGUCAUCGCCUACACCAUUCUCCUCUUCACUGUGUCAUCUGUGUGUGCAAUUUCAACAAAUGGUGCUGUAGAUGGUGGGGGCGUUUAUUUCAUGAUAAGUCGCACAUUGGGAGCUGAUUUUGGUGGAUCAAUUGGAACACUUUUCUUCCUAGCCAAUGUUGUAGGAUGCGGUUUGGCGGUUACAGGCUGUGCUGAAGGGUUGAUUGAGAAUUUUGGACCAUCGGGUUAUUUGGUGGAAGAUGGUGGUUUCACUCUGCCGGACAGUAGAUGGUGGAGAUUUUUCUAUUGUUCCAUGAUUAAUGCUGUAAUGCUGGUGGUGUGCCUAAUUGGAGCGACAAUGUUUGCUAAGACUUCCGUGAUGAUUCUGGGAAUUGUUUCUGUGUGCCUGCUAUCCACUUAUAUCAGUUUCCUGGCUCAAGGACCAAUGCAUGUUUCCAUUCCGCAAGAGAAUCAAUUGGUUCAGAAUGCCACAAAUCCAGCCUAUGGCUUUUAUUCUGGACUCUCUCGGAUUACUUUUCAUGAAAACUUGUACAGCAAUUAUGGAAAGGAUUACACAUCGGGUGGGAGUCAGGUGAACUUUGCUAUUGUCUUCGGUGUUCUGUUUUCGGGAGUUACUGGAAUAAUGGCAGGAGCAAAUAUGUCAGGAGAACUUAAGAAUCCAUCACAGAGUAUUCCCAGAGGAACGCUGUCUGCAGUGGCUUUUACAUUUGUCUGCUACAUCUUAUUGGCCAUUUUAAUGGCGGCCACUAGUACACAAUUUCUGCUGCAGAACAACUUCCUCUUUCUCAUGCCGAUCAAUCUUUGGAAGCCAUUUAUUGCAAUUGGUAUUACUACGGCUACAUUUUCAGCAGCUCUGAGCAAUCUUAUUGGAUCUAGUAGGGUUCUCGAAGCCCUGGCUAAGGAUCAGGUUUACGGAAGUGGUUUGAACUUCAUUGUACGUGGAACGUGGAAGGGAAAUCCCGUUGUAGCUGUUAUUACGAGUUGGUUACUGGUUCAGGUGAUCUUGCUUAUUGGAUCUCUCAAUACCAUUGCUCAGAUCAACUCGGUACUCUUUAUGCUGUCAUAUCUGGCGACGAAUUUAGCGUGUUUGGGCAUUGAACUCACUGGAGCUCCAAACUUCCGGCCUAGUUUUAAGUACUACUCCUGGCAUACUUGCUUCUUUGGAUUGGUAGGAACACUUAUUAUGAUGUUCGUUAUCAAUCCUAUUUACUCAUCUUCGAGUAUUAUCUUGUGCCUGGUGCUGGUGAUUGGGCUGCAUUUGUUCUCACCGGCAUCUCAAGGAGCUCAAUGGGGAUCAAUUUCUCAGGCUCUCAUGUUCCAUCAAGUUCGAAAGUAUCUACUGAUGUUGGAUUCGAGGAAGGAUCAUGUGAAGUUUUGGCGACCACAGAUGCUACUUUUGGUGUCUAGUCCUAGAUCCUGUUGUCCGUUGAUUGAGUUUGUUAAUGAUCUGAAGAAGGGAGGCCUGUAUGUCUUGGGGCAUGUUAAAUUGGGUGACUAUGAGGACAAUGAUGAUCCCACCAUUGAUGAAUACAAAUACUGGUUGUCCCUCAUUGAUCAUCUCAAAGUGAAGGCCUUUGCUGAGGUAACGCUAGCCAAGACGGUACGCGAAGGAGUUCACCAUCUUAUCAGGAUCUCUGGGAUGGGUGCCAUGAAGCCAAAUACAAUUGUUAUGGGAUUCUAUGAUGAAGAGAAUCUCUAUGAUUUCUUCGAGUCGGAAAAUUCUUCAUAUCACACUAUGGCGUUCCGCAAUGAUCCCACUUCUGAGGAGGCGGAACAAAUUUUUCCAACGCGAAAACCGGGUUUACCGAAGAAGCUGUCAGCGAAGGAAUAUGUCUCCUUGGUGGAUGAUGUAUUGCGUAUGAGAAAGAAUAUCUGCCUAUGUAGGCAUUUUCAUCGUUUGGAUAAGGGAUUGAUAGCCAGGAGCAAUCACAUCAAAUACAUCGAUGUGUGGACCGUUAAUGUCUUUGAUCCGACCAAUGAGGAUCCUUUCGAUGUUGUCUCGCAGUUUAUGCUUCAGCUCUCUUGUAUCCUGAACAUGUUGCCUGUAUGGAAGAGGAUGCAUCUGCGUGUCUUCCUGUGUGAAACUCAACAACCGUCAACAAACAACGCGGAAAAUUUCACAAUGACGCCACAAAUGCCGCAGGAUCUUUCGGCGGAAUAUCGUCUGGGGCAGCAACUGAAACUAUUCCGGAUCACAGCAACUAUUCACCAAAUACCCGAAUGGUCGAGAAAUGACGAUUUCACCCGACAUAGCGCCAUCCUUAAACAGUUUACACGCAACAAAAACGAAGAUGCUGAUACAGGAAUCUCAGAGGAACAUCUCAAUCGAUCAAGGAUGUACAUGCAGAGGGUCAAUCAAUUGAUCAGGGAGAGAUCUGAUCAAACUGCUGUGGCUUUUAUCUAUCUAGCGGCUCCGCCAAAUUCAGCCCAGCAUGGUAAUGCCAAAUCCCUAGCCUACCUUGAUCUCCUAACUGAACUGACUGCAGAUCUUCCACCAACGAUUCUUGUGCACGGAAUUCAUGCUGUCAACUCAACAACCCUAUAAAGAAAAAGCGGCCAGACCCUAACCUCAAAAUGAACACGUUAGCUAAUUCCUGAUGAAUGUCAUACCGUUGUAUGUUCUAGUUCUUGCAACGUAGACAAUUGAUGAAGAAUUUAGACAAAAGAGAAGAAAAACGUGUUAUAUUUUUAUAGGUGUUUUACCCAUAAACUUGUAAUAACUCGAAAUUCAGAGAGUAUUUUUUGAGACAAAUAGAUUUAUGAGUUUUUUUUUUUCAGUGCACAAGAAAGACAACUGCAACAACUACAAUAAUUUUCUAAUAGUCCUCGCUGUAACAUUCUUCAAAACACAUGACUGUGAUUUGCACAUUUAGGCAUUAUAUAAAUGAUUUUUCCCGCAGUUUGUGUAUUAAUUUCUUUUUUCAAUAAUUUAUUUCACAAUUUCAAAAUUUCUUUCAUUUACAAUAAUACAUCAAGGAUUUACAUUAUAUUUUUACAAUUAUUUUAAAAUGACAUUAUUUACCAUUUAUUUUUGUUAGCAAUAAUUCUCCAAUAAACUAUCUUAGCAAAAUGCAAA
Molecule: messenger RNA, 3609 nt
Organism: Phlebotomus papatasi
Lineage: Eukaryota; Metazoa; Arthropoda; Insecta; Diptera; Psychodidae
Product: solute carrier family 12 member 9
Exons: 3
Coding region: 217-3078 (953 amino acids)
Biological process (GO): cell volume homeostasis; potassium ion homeostasis; potassium ion import across plasma membrane
Cellular component (GO): membrane
Molecular function (GO): potassium:chloride symporter activity
Source: RefSeq, a predicted model, not a curated record